AAUUUAUUCUUUAGAGUUUAAAUGAAUGGGAGCUGUGUGAUAAGUUAGAUUCAAGAUGUCUUCAUUAAGCUCUAAAACCUCAGGCAAGAGAAUGAGUGGUCAGAGAGCCUCAUCAUUUCAGCUGAAGUCUGGGGAUAAACUUAUUAAGGAUGCUAAACCAAAGCAAAAAUUCAAGACAAAAGGAGCAGCAUUGGUGGUGGGUGAGAAGGAUAAAAAUUACCGCAGUAAUGUUAAGAAAGAAAAGCCAAAAUAUUCCCAAGAUGCAACGCGCAAGUUUAACGAGAUGCUACACGGUGAUUUGAAAGAUUUACCUCCCUUGCCUAAAACUAUGGUCAAGAUUUUUCUCAGCUCAACAUUUUCAGAUAUGCGUGCAGAGAGGAACACAUUGGUACGUGAGGCGUAUCCCCACCUGCGUGAUUACUGCGCUUCGGUUGGCCUUGACUUUCAGGUUGUGGACAUGAGAUGGGGUGUUACGGAGGACAGCAUCAAUGAUCACUCUGUAGAGAAGCUGUGUUUACUUGAAGUAGCGAAUUGUCAAAAAACAUCAGUCGGGCCAAACUUUGUGGUUUUGUCUGGGGAUCGUUAUGGUUUCCGCCCUAUACCAGUAGAAUUAAAUGUUAAAACAUUUGAGAGGUUGAGGUAUGAGGCAGCCAAGCUGAACUUGGAGAAUAGACAACUUCUAGAGGAAUGGUAUAAACUAGAUGAGAAUGCUGUUCCAAAUAUGUACAUGCUUCAGCCAAUCAGAUCAAAGUAUACAUUUUUUGCUGAUUUUUCACCUGGAUGUGAGGAGCCCCGGAUAAAGGACACUGCUGAUUGGUGGAAUACAUUUGAAGCAUUACAGAACAUUCUCAGGAAAUCUGCCGACUCAGCAUACAACGACGGGAAAAUGACGGCUGAGGAAAAACAUCAGUAUUUCUUAUCAGUGACAGAAUGUGAGAUUCAAGAUGGUAUACUAAAAGCACUAGAUGUUGACAAACAUUGUCUGGUAUAUAAAAGAAGAUUCAAACUACUAAGUGAUGCAUCCCUACAACUCAAAGAUAUUCCAAGGUUUAUAGAUGUCAUUAAAACAGAUAAGGGCAGCGUCAUCAACAAGGAAGUUGCAAACCUUAGGGAAGACCUUUUUGAAAACAAAAUUAAACCUAAACUGCAAUCAUGCAACAUCAGAGAUUACUGUAUAAACUUUGUACCAUCUGGUGUUUCUCCUGGGGACAAUGAAGAACACUGUGAAUAUGUGAAUAAUUUCUGCUCUGAUUUUGUAGCCGACUGCAAGGCUCUGAUAACUAAAGCAGCUGACGAGAGCGACAAUAUGAUUCAGAUGUCCAACUAUUACUCAAACUACGAUGAGACAAUACACCAUCUGAAAUUCUGCCAGUCGAAAUGUGAAUCAUUCUGUGGGCAAGAAAAGGUUCUUGAAGCAGCUAAACAACACAUCUUAGAUCCAUCUGGCAGAAAACCUCUCAUUUUGCAUGCCGAGUCUGGAGUUGGUAAAACCUCUAUAAUGGCAAUGAUAAUGAAGAGUAUACCUGAAUGGUUGGACAAUAAAUCACAUGUAAAAGUUAUCAGAUUCCUAGGAACUACGCCUCAAUGCUUGAACAUCUAUGAUGUUCUUUUCGGAGUUCUUGGACAGCUGUCUGAUUGCUAUGAUCUGAUAAUGCCCCCAGUCAACUACAAAACCUGGAAGAAGCUUGUUGAGUUCACUCCAAGAUACCUAAGACAAGUAGCAACUGCUGCAAAAGAACCUGUAAUCGUUUUACUGGACUCAGUUGACCAACUGUCGCCUAGCAACAACGCAUAUUCAAUGGAAUGGUUGCCUACUCUUCUUCCAAAGAAUUUGAAGCUUAUUAUCUCCACGCUGCCAGAGGAACACAAGAUUCUUGCAAAUCUGAAAAAGAUACUUCCUGAUGAGGAAUGCUAUGUUGAAGUUCCAUUCCUCUCUGAAGAAACAGGCAAGCUAAUUGUUGAAACAUAUUUGAUGUACAAGAAGAGGACAUUAACACAGCAGCAAACCAAUCUCUUACUAGAUGUUUUCAAACAGUCACCAAGUCCAUUGUUUCUAAAGUUGCUUUUAGAUGAAGCAAGGCAAUGGAGCUCUUUCACACCAACAGGAGAUUUAAAGUUGGCACCAACAGUGAAAAUAGCAAUAAAAAAGCUGUUUUCAAAUCUUGAGAACAAGUUUGGCCAAGAACUUGUGAGUCAUGCACUUGGCUAUAUCACUGUUGGAUUAUCAGGACUGACAGAGUUUGAGAUAGAAGACGUUCUGUCAUGUGAUGAUGAAGUUUUGAAUGCAGUUUAUAAAUACCAUGACCCACCAGUUGAUGGCAUUGUUAGAAUACCGCCGGUCCUUUGGGCAAGAAUACGUUAUGACAUCCGUGAAUAUCUUGUUGAGAAAAUGUCACAGGGUAAAAGUACAUUGUAUUGGUACCACCGGCAAUUUAUUGAGACUGCCAAACAAAUGUACACAGAUAACGGAAAAGAGGCGGAACUGCACAAAAACCUUGUGUCAAUUUACCUCUAUGAGAAUGGUUUCAAGCGAACUAUCAAGUUAGUACAUCGGAAGAAUCUUGUUAUGGUGGAUGCCGACAGACAGAUAACACCACAACCAUUUAUAUGUUCUAACAAACGCAAGUUAGCUUGCUUACCUUAUCAUGCUUUGCGGGCGGGGAAGGUUUUGAACAAAGAAAUUGCAUUGAGAAGCAUCUUCUGCAAUUUCAAAUUUCUUUGUACCAAAAUUUCUGCUUAUUCCGUUUCCAGUUUGAAUUCGGACCUUACGGAGUUUGUUGAUGAAACAGAUGAUCCUGAGGUCAAGCUAUUGCUAGAUUUUCUGUCUGUAAGCAAGGAUGACUUGACAAUUCCUCUUCGAUUUGCAGUUUGCAUACUUGCAUAUAUUAAUCCCGAAAAUGGCCACAAGUAUUUGGAGGGACUAAGAGAAGAAGCAAGGGCCUAUAUAAAAUCAAAAACAAAGCCAAUACUUGUGCCAGAUUUUCCAUGUUUGGCACCAAGACAAGAUGCUUCAAGUGCCUUUCAGACAUCAUUGCAAGGGUUCUCGGACAUAUUGGCUCAAUCUUCUUCUAGCAUUUUACUUGCUAAACCCGAUGAGACAGACGAAAAUGAUGAUAAAAAGAAAGAAGAGAGUGUAAAGUUCAAAUACUCUGUAUUGAGUACAGACACUCAAGAGCUGACACAUGUUUCCAUUAAAGAGAAACGAUCAACGCAGUUUGUAUUGAAUGAUUCACGUAUUUUCUAUGGCUCGAAAUCUGCAGUUGUCAGUCAUAAUAUUGCUGAUAAUAAACAGGACAGCAUUCCGUUGACAGAGUUGAUUCCAAAUUGGAAGAAUACAGAAACAGUUCAGAAUUUGUUUACAAAUGCUGACAAGUCAAUUGCAUGUUUGACAUUUAAGACCUCUCUUGUUCUUGUCGAUCUUGAAAGUUUAAAGUAUGUACAGAAAUAUUGUGUGAAGGAAAAACCAGUUAUUAUAGAACAAGUGUUGAUAUUGAACAAUGGUGCACAGAUUAUUGCUAUGGGGAGUGUCCUUAAUUCUUCUCCCAGUGAUGAACCACAAGGGCCUACAAAUCAAUGUUUCAUAUCUGUCUUUGAGCAAGACAAGGAGGAAAGUGUAAAGUUCGUAGAGAUUGAGCAGAGUUUACUCUACGAUCAAGCAACUACGAUCUGCAAUGAUACUAAGUUGGUUGUUCCAGUUAAAACAGAGGAACUUAAUGAUGUACAGACACAGAAUGAUGAUAGUUUUCAGACACAAUGCAAAGGCCAGAUACUUGCUUUCAAUUUGGACAACGAAAUGGUUCCAAACGUUAUCAACAUACCACAUCCUGUCACCAAGCUUGUUGGACAUCCAGGUAAAUCGCAGUUGGUUGCUCUUACAUCUAAUGGUAAAGUAUUUACCAUUAACCUUUCAGAGAAAGCAAAUGAAUCGGACGUGCUAACACUUGUUCUCGACGUCCCUGUGAGUGAUGCCUUGGUAGAUUGGGAUCGAAAUACAGCGUUCUUGUGUUCAUGUGGAAAGUUCAUAGUUUAUAGACUAUCAACUGACACAACUAUUGGUGUUAUUGCUGCACAUGCGAUGAGAAUUUUGAAGAUACUGCCUUUAGACCAGCAAUUUAUUACACUUAGUGUCAACAGAGAAAUAAAAGUCUGGUCUAUACAGACUAUUGAAAAGCAUCUCUCACAGAAAGAAUUGUGUUUACAAUUGGACAUAGCAGAAACAUUAUUGGAACAGAUGAACGUCACGGCUUUACAUCCCACAAGCGAUGGAAGCAAAUUGAUCACGUGCCACGACAAUGGAAAUGUCAAACUUUGGGCAAUUGAUACACGGAUGUUCUUGCAAAAAUAUAACAUAGACAUAUCAGCAAACUUGAUGCACGUUGUUAUUGACAAUAUUGUGGUUUUCCACGAUACAGAAAAGAGGAAGAUGAAAAUUUUGAAUAUUGAUUCUGGAAUGGAGGCAAUCUCUCUACCUGACUCAAUACAAAAUAUUAUUCAUUCAACUGUAAGCAAAGCAAAAGAUCAUCUCUAUAUUGUCAGUGAGCCAAAGAAAGGGAAGGAACAGAUAGAUAUUGUAAAUAUCAAAUUGAAAAAGGUUUCAAAAACAAUUCACUUACAAAGUGGGUUGAUACACGAAGAUAUCGAACUUUGUUUGUCAGCCAACGAACGGCAUGUUGUGUUGAAACACAAAAUACCAGAGAAAGAGUUUGAACGGAUAAAAGCUAUGUGGAAAACUGGGGGAUUUGGUGAGCAGAAUCACCGCUACAGAUUUACAGCUGUAGAUUUAUCACAAGGAAAUGGUGUCUUAAUUCCAUGUUUCCGUCAACAGUCGAAAAUACCCACACUUGGUGUUUAUGUACAGCCAUACAAAGGGAACGUCAUGUUGAUAUCUUCAAGAAGGUAA
Ruditapes philippinarum (Manila clam) is the source of this 4900-nucleotide messenger RNA. Its product is annotated as NACHT domain- and WD repeat-containing protein 1-like. The record is from RefSeq and is a predicted model, not a curated record. The transcript has 11 exons. NCBI's taxonomy places the organism in Eukaryota, Metazoa, Mollusca, Bivalvia, Venerida, Veneridae. Bases 56 to 4900 code for a protein of 1614 amino acids. Gene Ontology annotation, molecular function: protein binding.